Messenger RNA from Neomonachus schauinslandi (Hawaiian monk seal), 951 nucleotides. RefSeq names its product olfactory receptor 1P1-like. Gene Ontology annotation, cellular component: membrane. Gene Ontology annotation, molecular function: olfactory receptor activity; G protein-coupled receptor activity. Lineage: Eukaryota; Metazoa; Chordata; Mammalia; Carnivora; Phocidae. Gene Ontology annotation, biological process: G protein-coupled receptor signaling pathway. The record is from RefSeq and is a predicted model, not a curated record.
AUGGCAGGAGGGAACCAGACCAGCAUCUUUGAGUUCCUCCUCUGGGGAUUCUCAGAGCAACCAGAGAAGCAGCGAAUCCUCUUGGUGUUCCUGUGGAUGUACGUGGUCACUGUGGCUGGAAACCUGCUCAUUGUCCUGGCCAUUGGCACUGAUGCACGUCUCCACAUGCCCAUGUACUUCUUCCUUGCCAGUUUGUCCUGUGCAGACAUCCUUUUCACCUCCACCACCGUGCCCAAGGCCUUGGUGAACAUCCAGACUCAGAGCAGGUCCAUUUCCUACACAGGAUGCCUGGUUCAGCUCUACUUCUUCUUGACUUUUGGGGACAUGGACAUCUUUCUCCUGGCCACAAUGGCCUAUGACCGCUAUGUGGCCAUCUGCUACCCGCUCCACUACAAGAUGGUUAUGAGCCGCCGGCGCUGCACCCUCCUGGUUACUGCCUGCUGGGUCCUUACGAGUCUUGUUGCCAUGACUCACACUUUCCUCAUCUUUCGACUUUCUUUUUGCUCUAAGAAGAUCAUUCCUGACUUCUUCUGUGAUCUGGGACCCCUGAUGAAGGUGUCUUGCUCUGACACUCAGGUCAAUGAGCUUGUGCUCCUCUUCUUGGGGGGAGCAGUCAUUUUAAUCCCCUUUAUGCUCAUCCUGGUCUCUUAUAUCCACAUUGUUUCAGCCAUCCUCAGAGUCCCCUCUGCCCAGGGAUGGUGCAGGGCCUUCUCUACCUGUGGGUCACACCUUGCUGUUGUUGCCCUGUUCUUUGGGACAGUGAUCAGGGCUUAUCUGUGCCCCUCAUCCUCUUCCUCCAAUUCCAUAGAAGAGGAUACAGCAGCUGCUAUCAUGUACACAGUGGUAACUCCCCUGCUGAACCCCUUCAUUUACAGCCUGCGGAACAAGGACAUGAAGUGUGCCCUGGUGAGAUUUCUCAGGGGCAAAGUCUUCUUUUCAUGGGGCCAGUGA